GGGACCAGCCUCUGCAGCGGCCCUGCGCAGAGCCUUGAUGAGCGAGCGUCCCCUCCGCUGCGGUGACCCCCAGCGACUCGGCCCCGCCUCCGCCGGACAGGCCCGCUCUUCCGCGCGUCCCUCGUGGCCCUUUUGUGUUGCAGUCUUCAUCACUGAGUACCUAGAGGGUGCCAAGACCUGCCCGGGAAGGCCUCUUACCUGGUGACCCUUCUAAUCCUCUUGUCUCUCCCAGGCCGCCUUGGCUAGUGGUCUUUUUUCCUUCCCAGAUGGGCUUCCGGCGGGUGCCCUUCACUGAUUUUAUUUUCCUGUUUCCAAACCACGUCUGCCUGCCUUCCUCGCCGAAGGUAUGCCAGAGGCGGGGCAUCUCCUCCUGGCUGGCUCGAUGGUUUGCCAAAGGCCCAGCCAAGUCAGUGGUGGCCCUGAAAACGCCCAUCAAGGUGGACCUGGUGGCUGGGAAAACCUACAGGUGGUGUGUGUGUGGCCACAGCAAGAAGCAGCCCUUCUGUGAUGGCUCCCACUUCUUCCAACGCACUGGCUUAUCUCCACUCAAGUUCAAAGCCCAAGAGACUCGCACAGUGGCCUUAUGUACCUGCAAGGCCACCCAGCGGCCCCCUUACUGCGAUGGUGCCCACAAGAGUGAGAAGGUUCAGAAGGCAGAACUGGGCUCCCCACUCUGAGGGGUGGCGAUGGCUCCAGGUUCCUGGUAGGCUUCUUUUGUGGAGAAGGCAAAGGUGCUGAGCCCAGGAAGGGAGCAUCCUGGCAUCACAGCUACUUGUUUAGCAGUUGUUCCCAGGAACCAGUGCACUCCAGUCAGGCAGCUGGGAGCAGGUCCCUGGGUCAGCACCUGCUAGUACAGGUGGCAUUAAACAAUGAUGCUCACCCAGA
Molecule: messenger RNA, 885 nt
Organism: Nannospalax galili (Upper Galilee mountains blind mole rat)
Lineage: Eukaryota; Metazoa; Chordata; Mammalia; Rodentia; Spalacidae
Gene: Cisd3
Product: CDGSH iron sulfur domain 3
Exons: 3
Coding region: 267-677 (136 amino acids)
Cellular component (GO): intracellular membrane-bounded organelle
Molecular function (GO): 2 iron, 2 sulfur cluster binding
Source: RefSeq, a predicted model, not a curated record